AUGGCUCACAGAACGGAUGCAUCGAUGGGAGCACGAUGCCUAUCCAACUGUGCGUUUUCACGGCCAAGCAGCCGCUCAUGUGUAGAUCUAUGGUCGCAACCGAGGAUACGACCCCACGCAAACCCCUUCGACCGGAUGCACGGCCGACGAACGAUAUUCUCCUCGUCGAAAAUCAUCAGAAACUACGAAGACAUCCCUCGGGAAUAUCGCGACCAAGCGGGUCUACACUUCAGCGCCAAGGAGCUGUCCGAGGAAGAAAUCCGUAGAAUAUUCGGGGCUGGAUUUACGGCUGCGGCGGGGAAUCGCCUUUUGCGUAUCUUACAUGGGCGACGUGUGGCAGGGACUUUGGACGACCCGGCGUAUGCCAUCCAUACUGCACAGUUCUCGGAAGCACACAUAGCAAAAGGACUGGAUUAUCUGCGACAGGAGGUUCCCGUAGAUGAGGUCAUGAAUGCUGGGCUGAGGGCGGAAGAUGAGCUGAACCAGAUGGAUCGAGAUGUGGAGGAGCGGGAGGCGCAAGAAAGGGCAGGCGCGUCUGGCGAAGGAGAACCCAACGCUGCAGAUGCGGCUGCUAAAGCCGAUCCUGUCUAUGGACAUAGUUCGUUUGACCAGAUUCGAGCGCGCAACAUUGCAAAGCAAAAGGCGAAGGACAAGAUUGCAGAGGACGAGCGGUUGGCCAGGGAAGCGGAAGAGCAAGCUGGCGUGUCGGGUCCUCUGGCGACAAGAGAAGAUGGCACUCGGGCGAUUACGAACCCCAAGGUGGCAGAGUACUACGACAAGGCACAGUCCGACCUGGACGCGCCGCCGGAGAUGAGGGCCUGGGAGCGCAUCCUGCCGUCCCUGACGGUUGUGACAUUGGUGCUGGGCUUCAUGGCCGCCGUUGCCAUGGUCUACGAGGAACCGAUGCCGCGAUACCGACUCUUCAACGAUAUUUCCACCGCCCACGCCACGGUAGGCACGUUGAUUGCUCUAAACGCACUCGUUUUUCUGGGCUGGCGUGUCCCGCCACUGUGGUCCGUCUUCAACAAGUACAUGAUCUUUGUCGUGGCCACAGUGAAGCCACCCACCCUCUUUACGGCCGUGUUCUCACACACAAAGCUGAGCCACAUGCUCGUCAACAUGGUUCCGCUGUGGUUCAUCGGUACCGCUCUCCACGAGGAGCUUGGCCGUGCGGAUUUCCUCACGCUGUAUCUGGGCUGCGGGGCGGUAGGGUUUCUGGGCAGCCUGGUCACGUAUACCCUGCGAGGGUGGUUGACGGUAACGUCGUUGGGGGCCUCUGGCGCGACGCUGGGUCUAUGUUCUGCGUAUUUCUGGGAGCAUAGGAACGACGGUUUCAAGAUUUUCGGGCUCCCCAAGGACGGGGUCCAUGGGAUUGUGUUCCUGGCCAUGAUUGCGGCGCUGCAGAUGGCGGCCUUUGGGAGGACGAAGAAACUGAAGGUGGAUAUUGCGUCGCAUUUGUCGGGGAUGGCGGCGGGGAUUGGGGGGAUAGAGAUGCUGAAUAGGACGAGGAGGAGGAGAGGUGGGAGUGGCAAGGGCAGUGAGGGAUUGGAGGUUAUUGAUGUUUGGGGGCCUGAUGGGAAAGGGGAUGGUGUGAUGAAGGGAGUUGAGAGGAGGUGA
Molecule: messenger RNA, 1617 nt
Organism: Pochonia chlamydosporia 170
Lineage: Eukaryota; Fungi; Ascomycota; Sordariomycetes; Hypocreales; Clavicipitaceae
Product: rhomboid family protein
Exons: 1
Coding region: 1-1617 (538 amino acids)
Cellular component (GO): membrane
Molecular function (GO): serine-type endopeptidase activity
Source: RefSeq, a predicted model, not a curated record